Molecule: messenger RNA, 2400 nt
Organism: Ceraceosorus guamensis
Lineage: Eukaryota; Fungi; Basidiomycota; Exobasidiomycetes; Ceraceosorales; Ceraceosoraceae
Exons: 2
Coding region: 318-2000 (560 amino acids)
Biological process (GO): macroautophagy
Cellular component (GO): fungal-type vacuole membrane
Source: RefSeq, a predicted model, not a curated record
CAUACCGUAUUCCGUCAGACGGACGGCCGACGUUUGUGGUGAAUGCACAGCGGGCGCUCUUUGCGUUCGUGAUCGGACAGCUCAGCCGCCUACUUUAUGGGUCUGACGUAUACAGGUGCGCACGUUGGAUGGUAAGGGUCUGAUCGCAACUUUUGGUUUCGGCAUCGCAGCUCCGACAGGUAGUCUGCGGUCAUGAGUGGGAAAGGACAGCUGUAGGAGAGAGGGGGCUAAAGGUACAAAUACAUGCUCAUGAUGUCUUGAUGCCGCUCUCUCCUUCGAGCCCCAGCAGCCCGCACAAACAGCUACCUUGGCUCAACAUGAAACUCCUUCUUCAAGCCCCCCUGCUUGCUCUCGGCGCCAGCUGCGUCUCGGCCGCAUCCAUCUCGACCUCCUCGGCAGAUGCAGCAGCUGAUGCCUUCACUCUCUCUACCGCCCUGGGUCUCCCAAGCGCGCCGGCCAGCUUGAUCCAGCGGUUCACUACCUGGCUAGGCGGCAAUGCGGCUCAGGUGCAAGCCACCUACGAGUCUCUCGGUGGCCCUGUAGAGGGCAGCGAAGACAAGAGUCUGCUCGAGAUCAUCAAGUCCACGCCCGACUUGUCAUUCUUUGCCAAAAUCCUCAACUACAGCUCCGACUCCACCAAGGAAUUGCUGGACGGGGGCAAAGACAAGCUUACCUUGCUAGCACCACUCAACUGGCAUCACGAUGACCAUGCCGGCUCCGAUAUUGACUCCACCACGGCUAGCAUAUACGGUCCCCGCUCCGUCAUUGCCCACUGGGCUCAUCUCGAGUCGUCCGUGGACGAGCUCAGCGCUUCAUCUGGAGAUGACGAUGACGAAGAAAAGCGCAAGCGUCGCGCAGCGAUUCGAUACCUGAUCGAUCUGACUGUGCGCUACCACCUCAUCGCACCCGAUUCGGGCGCCGCCGUCACCGCCAAGCAGAUCGCGGCAAAGAGCAGUGUCGCCACUGAGCUCGUCAUACCGGCAAGCGCGGAAAAGUAUGUUGGCAAGCUGCUCGGUGGAGCACCUUUCCGCCUCAGAAGUGGAAAGAGCCUGCUCCCUCGCCCCGGUGUCUACUUCAACUUUUUCUCUCGCCUGGUGCAGCCUGAUGUGAAGGCCUCCGGAGGAUCGAUCUUGCACGCAGUGUCCCUGCCCCUGCUCAUUCCUCCAUCCGAUUUCCAGACUGUCUUGUUCGGCAGCGCAUACAAUCUUGGCGCGACCGCUACGGCUCUGUACCGUACUGGGGGCGCUGGCUUCUUCACGCUGCCGCACCUCAAGCACGAUGAUGAUAAGUCGGGACAUGCUGCGCAGUUCCUUCGAAUCCUCGAGGAGAAGGAUGAUGACGGAUACAAAGCUCCUGCGCUUCCUGGUCCUGGAGAGCCUGGCAUCACCUUGUUCGCCCCGACCAACCUUGCGUGGACCAAAGUGCCUGCCCGCUUCAAGUUCUUCCUUCUCUCUCCAUUCGGCACCAGACUUUUGGCCAAGGCCUUCAUGCUUCACGCUCUGCCCAUCAACAUUGUCUAUGCCGACGCGGUUUAUCAAUACGAUUUCGAUGAGGACAAGGCAGCUUUCCCAAUCCACGGCAAGCACAGCGUCGAGCACAAGCCGCUGCCAGUCAAUGUGACGACGUAUGAGCUCCAGUCUGCUCUGCCGAAGCUGAAGCACAAACAUCACCAUGACGGAGAUGCUGACGCCACCAAAAAACCUUCGCGCGAGAUCGUCACCGUUAAAGUGUACUGCUACCCCCUCGUUCCGGGUGGCGGACCUCUGCAGACGCGUGUCGAGGUUCAAGGAGUGCCCGUCGUCGUCCAAGAUAUUCCAACGGCGAACGGUGCUGUCCACCUUAUCGACAGCUUCAUCAUGCCCAAGGGGCACGAGCAUGGCAAGUCUAUCGCUCCAGGCCAGGAGUGGGCAAGCGAGAACCUUUCUGGCGUCUGGAAAGAGAUCGACGAAGAGAGCGCUAGGCUCGGAUUCUCUGAUGAUCAGAAGCAGCAAGAUCUCUGAACUCGGUCAUUCUGCCAACGAAUGGCAGAAUCUCAUGGCUGAUGCCCCAUCUUCUCCCGACAACGAUGUAUCCUACCACCACGUACGAACCACUCUGACUUCACUUUGCCCUGGUCUUUCGUCCCUCCACAUCCAUUAGCUUGUAAAGAGCACGGCGAAUGGAUUCAUCGAUGCACGCCCUCUAUGCCCUACGUGCAACUUGCUCUCGUAGUUUUGCCCCCCUCCUACUUGAUCGAGCUGGGCGAAGAGUGUGGACAAAUUCUUGCGAUCCUCAUCUCCAUAGGAGAUGGGCUGGGAAAGGCCGUUGAUGCGGGCAAUCCAGUCUCCGCCCACGUUGUGGGCGCUUCCAAGCCAAGCGCAGCGCAUUGCAGCGUUCACUACCGUCGCACUCCAAGUGUGG